UCUAGUCCGUCCAGUUGUCAAUGAUAGACGUAGUGAGGCGUUCCUGAAAAGGAGACAAUCAUCAAGGAGUUAGUUUUUAGUGAAUUUUAUUGUAAUAUUUCUGAAUCCAUCUGGGAUAUCAACUUUUCUCUAAAACUAUGGCUUCUUCGGAUGUGGCUCGGGAGCCGGAUAAAGGAGUCCGACCCCUCUCUCUGGCAGGCCAUGUGGGAUUUGACAGUCUCCCAGAUCAGCUUGUCAACAAGUCCACCUGCCAAGGCUUCUGCUUCAAUAUUCUCUGCAUUGGUGAGACUGGUAUUGGCAAGUCUACCUUGAUGGAUACUCUGUUCAAUACCAACUUUGAGAACUUUGAGUCAUCCCACUUUGAGCCUCAGGUGAAGCUCCGUGCUCAGACCUAUGACCUGCAUGAGAGUAACGUCAGACUACGUCUCACCGUGGUCAACACCGUGGGCUUCGGAGACCAAAUGAACAAACAAGAGAGCUAUCAGCCAGUGGUGGACUACAUUGACAGGCAGUUUGAGAGUUAUCUGCAGGAGGAGCUAAAAAUCAAGCGCUCUCUUCACAACUACCAUGACUCGCGGGUCCAUGCCUGCCUUUACUUCAUCUCCCCAUCAGGUCAUUCACUCAAAUCUUUGGACUUGGUCACCAUGAAGAAACUAGACAGCAAGGUGAACAUCAUCCCAGUGAUUGCCAAGGCUGACACUAUCAGUAAGAGUGAGCUACACAAGUUCAAGAUCAAAAUCAUGAGUGAGCUGGUCAGCAAUGGCGUCCAGAUCUACCAGUUCCCGCUGGAUGAUGAGACCGUAGCCAAAGUCAACACUACGAUGAACGGUCAUUUGCCAUUUGCUGUGGUAGGCAGCACAGAGGAAGUCUCCAUUGGCAAUAAGAUGGUGAAAGCUCGUCAGUAUCCCUGGGGGGUAGUACAAGUGGAGAACGAGAAUCAUUGUGACUUUGUGAAGCUGAGAGAGAUGCUGAUCUGUGUGAACAUGGAAGACCUGAGGGAGCAGACACAUACUCGCCACUAUGAGCUGUACAGACGCUGCAAACUGGAGGAAAUGGGAUUCAAAGACACAGACCCAGAGUGCAAACCUGUCAGUUUGCAGCAGACCUACGUGGCCAAGCGGCAGGAGUUUCUGGUGGAGCUGCAAAAGAGAGAGGAUGAGAUGAGGCAGAUGUUUGUGCAGAGGGUGAAGGAGAAAGAGGCCGAACUGAAGGAGGCUGAGAGAGAGCUGCAGACCCGUUUUGAGCAGCUGAAGCGCCUUCAUGCAGAUGAGAAAGCUGCACUGGAGGAAAAGAAGAGACUCCUGGAGGAGGACCAGAGUUCCUUCAGCAAGAGACGAGCUGCGGCUCAACUCCUGCAGGCCCAGAGUCUCACUGCCAACGGCAAGAAGGACAAGGACCGCAAGAAUUCUGGCUUCAUGUGAAGACGUUGACGCCCACUCCACUACGACCAGUAUAACCAGUGACAUGCUGCUCACAUCCUUUCCAGCCCUUUGUGGCCUGUCUCAGACACUAACUAGGAAAACCCCUCACAAACCAGCAGUGUGUGUGAGUUUGAGUUUAAUUCUCAGCCAAAGUUUGACUGUACCUAAAGUGUACACUUCUCCUCAAUGGUAUUUUUAAUCUUCUUUGGGGGUUUUAUACCACUUUUUUAUUAAUAUUUUAUAUUUAUCCAUUCAUUUUUAUAUAAAACCUUUAUUUUUCAUAUACCUCCUUUUGCCCAAUGAAUUUAUCCUCACACAGUGUUCUCGAUAGAUGCUAUACACAAAUCAAAGGAGGUGAAUAGGUACAAACAAUAUAAUGUAAAGUUACAUUUGACCUUUAUGUCUGCCAUAUCUUUUAGUGUAUAAUAAAGGACUAAGUGUUUUGUAAUGUA
Molecule: messenger RNA, 1873 nt
Organism: Monopterus albus (swamp eel)
Lineage: Eukaryota; Metazoa; Chordata; Actinopteri; Synbranchiformes; Synbranchidae
Gene: septin10
Product: septin 10
Exons: 10
Coding region: 138-1421 (427 amino acids)
Molecular function (GO): GTP binding
Source: RefSeq, a predicted model, not a curated record